AUGCGCUUCUUUAACCUCAUUUCUUACGCUGGGCUGUUGACCCCAUCAAAUGCCCACAAAAGCCCCCAUUCUACCCGUGCCAACACCUUCAUCCAUCCAGGCCUCCUCCACACGGCCACCGACUUCACAAGAACAAGCGAAAAAGUCAACGCCAAAAUCGAGCCCUGGAUAACAGGCUGGAACAAAUUAAAAGAAAGCUCAUUUGCUUCUUUAACUUACACCGAUAAUCCCAAAGAUAUCGUCUACCGAGGAAGUGACGGCACCCACGCUGAGAACUACCCAUCGCUCUACAAAGAUAUAGCCGCUGCGUAUGCCACGGCUCUAUACUGGAAGGUCACUGGAAACACUUCAUAUGCCGAUAAAGCUAUCUCCAUUCUGGAUGGUUGGUCGAAAACGCUCACGCAGAUUUCUGGUUCUACCGAUAUGUACCUCGCUGCAGGUAUAUACGGAUAUGAAUUCGCAAAUGUAGCGGAAAUCAUGCGUGAUUACAAGGAAUGGCCGGCUAGUGAUUUCAAACGGUUUGUUAGUAUGAUGAUUGAUGUGUUUUAUCCUCUAAGCUAUGAGUUUCUGAGAGAUCAUCAUGCUGCCGCUAUUGAUCAUUACUGGGCUAAUUGGGAUUUAUGCAAUAUUGCUUCUGUGCUUUCGAUUGGGGUUUUGUCCGAUAAUCGGACUAUAUAUGAGGAGGGGAUUGAGUAUUUCAAGAAUGGGGCUGGGAAUGGGCAGAUUCAGAAUGCUAUUUGGAAGAUGUAUACUGUUGAUGGGCAGGUUCUAGGGCAGGGACAGGAGGCUGGAAGGGAUCAGGGUCAUGCUAUGCUUGAUUUUGCGUUGUUGGGGGCUAUUGCUCAGAUGGCUUACAGUCAGGGGGAUGAUUUGUUUGGCUAUCUUGACAACAUUAUUCUUGCUGGGGCUGAAUACGCUGCGAAAUACAACCUUGGCUACUAUGUUCCUUACACGACAUAUACUAACAGCGAUGUCACCCAAACUGUUAUCAGUAACAGUAGUCGAGGCGACAUUCGCCCGAUCUGGGAGCUUCUCUAUAACCACUACGGUGUUUUGAAGGGACUGAAUGUCACUUAUACUAAAAGGUACCGUGACUUGGUGGUGAGCGAUGGCUCGGGAGCUGAAGGUGGAGGUGGUUAUUAUGGGACAACUAGUGGCGGGUUUGAUCAACUUGGGUAUGGAACUCUCAUGUAUACGCUGAAGUGA
Messenger RNA from Penicillium canescens, 1206 nucleotides. RefSeq names its product putative GPI anchored protein. The record is from RefSeq and is a predicted model, not a curated record. The transcript has 2 exons. The coding region runs from base 1 to 1206 and encodes 401 amino acids. Gene Ontology annotation, cellular component: periplasmic space. Gene Ontology annotation, molecular function: lyase activity. Lineage: Eukaryota; Fungi; Ascomycota; Eurotiomycetes; Eurotiales; Aspergillaceae.